Phlebotomus argentipes is the source of this 1210-nucleotide messenger RNA. RefSeq names its product mitotic checkpoint protein BUB3 (gene Bub3). Gene Ontology annotation, molecular function: ubiquitin binding. Lineage: Eukaryota; Metazoa; Arthropoda; Insecta; Diptera; Psychodidae. Gene Ontology annotation, biological process: mitotic spindle assembly checkpoint signaling. The coding region runs from base 99 to 1082 and encodes 327 amino acids. The transcript has 2 exons. The record is from RefSeq and is a predicted model, not a curated record. Gene Ontology annotation, cellular component: kinetochore; bub1-bub3 complex; mitotic checkpoint complex.
GCUUGGAUUUGACACCCGGCUAUUGUUUUCGUUUGAAAAGGAGCAAUUUUCUUUGAAUUUCCCGUGAUAAUUGUGCACUUUCACUGCAAAUCAACAUAAUGGACAAAAAGGCGGAGGUCCAACUACAGAAUCCACCUUCUGAUGUUAUCUCGGCGGUUAAAUUUGCCCCGAAUAGCAAUCAGUUCCUGGGAGUGGGUUCCUGGGAUUGUACAACCAGGAUCUACGACGUCACCAACUCUGCCUUGCGCCACAAAUUCAUCCAGGAAUGUCCAGUCCUCGAUCUCGCUUUUCAGGAUCCAUUUCGCAUUGCCACUGGCGGUCUGGACAAUCGUGUGCUCAUGUAUGAUCUCAACACUCAAGCGGAGAAGGUAGUAGGAAGCCACGAUAACGCUGUAAAGUGCGUGGAAUAUGCAGGAAAGGUGAACGGCAUACUAACUGGCAGCUGGGAUAAGACGAUAAAGCUUUGGGACACGCGGGAAGAACAGUGUGUAGGCACGUACGAGCAGAGCAACGGGAAGGUGUACGCGAUGGCGGUGAUUGAUGAGAAGAUUGCCGUAGCCACUUCCGACCGGAAGGUGCUCAUUUGGGAUCUGCGCAACAUGGGCCAGUUCAUGUCCAGACGCGAGUCCUCCCUCAAAUACCAGACGCGCGCCAUCAAAAUCUUUCCCAGCAAGGAGGGUUUUGUGAUGAGUUCAAUUGAGGGCCGCGUGGCUGUAGAGUACUUCGACCAGGAUGCGGAAGUGCAAAAGAAGAAGUUUGCCUUCAAAUGCCACCGCUCAAAAGAGAACAACGUAGAGCUCAUCUAUCCGGUGAACGCCAUCACCUUCCACAACAUCUAUCACACAUUCGCCACUGGUGGCUCUGAUGGCUUUGUGAACAUCUGGGAUGGAUUCAACAAGAAGCGUCUAUGCCAAUUCCAUCAUUACGACACCUCAAUCGCUGCACUCGCCUUCAGUCACGAUGGUAGCACAUUGGCUAUCGCCUGUUCCUACUUGGAUGAACUGGAGAAGGUGCCGGAUCCUUUGCCGGAGCCUACGAUCUACGUACGGUAUGUAAAUGAACAGGAAACGAAACCCAAAUAACUCGGAGAUCUCUUCGUCACACUCUGCCAAACUCUGUACAUUUUCUCAGCAUUUUUCUCUUAUUUUAUUAAGAUCAAUUUUUACAGAUUGACUUUACACAAUAUAGAUUGUCAAUAAAUGCUAUGUGA